Bemisia tabaci is the source of this 1055-nucleotide messenger RNA. The record is from RefSeq and is a predicted model, not a curated record. NCBI's taxonomy places the organism in Eukaryota, Metazoa, Arthropoda, Insecta, Hemiptera, Aleyrodidae.
GUUUACUUUCCAUUUGCGAGGGAUUGCGUUGCAGUCGUCCAAUAGCGAUCGCGGAUUCACCGCGGGCGACGCCGCCGCUGUGCGCAGAUACGUAAAUCGGUCCACUGUGCUUGACAGUCAAAAGUAAACAUCUGCCAACUUAUCCGACGCGAGUUCUAAACGCUCGUAAGUUCAAAUUCUACGCCGCUGACGGGGGGGGGGGGGGGGGGGCAUUGUUUAUUUGACAACUUUCUCUCCCCCUCUGUGUCUGCGCGGCAUCGUUCUCUCUCGCUCUUUUGCUCCUCCCAAGAUCCGAGCGGAGCCUGUUCCAGUAACAGACUGACCUUUUUAAAAAACAGAUUGGCCAUCGGUAUCCCGUCUCAGCUUCGUUGCGAUUUACCCCUGUUUAUUUUUGGUCCAUAAAAUUCGGUCGCUCGUGAAGUUUGGACGACGUGUGACGUCUUUUCCGUCAUCAUCCUCAUCUCUGGAAGGUGCUCCAGAGUAAAUUUUUGAAAUUAAAAUGACCUCUACGAUUCUAUUGCUGCUUUUAGUGUGCGUCACAAUCUGCGUCAAAUCAUCACCUCUCCCUCAAACAAGCACAGAAGGAGGGAAUAAGAAAUCGCCUUCAGUUCCAGGCGUAGGUAUAAACACAGGCUUUGAUGAGAUAGUCGUGGAGUCUAGUCUGAACAUUCGCGGUAAACAACCGGAGAAACGACAGUCGAGACACCGCACGCCGCUCGUCAUACCGCAUAUGAUCCCCAAGAAGUUCUCCGAGAGCCCUAACUCAAAAUACAACCACACGGAGGAUCCCGCCGAGAGCAAAUCAUCGACGGAGAGAGUGAAGGAAGACAGACAAUAUGAGAAACCUGAAAAGCCCAAAAAACAAAAUCGAAGGUCCACGACGACGACGACAACAUCCGAAACGACUAUCGAAGAAGAAACGUAGACCAAUGCCACUUACGUAUUAAAAGCCUUCUUGCGGCUGUAUGCAUUUUCCGCACAAAAUCUGGGAUUUUGACAUUUCCACACAAUCCAGGUCAAUCCAGGUUUUUGUGCGGAAAUGUGGAAAUUGAAAA